Messenger RNA from Aureobasidium vineae, 1776 nucleotides. The record is from the annotation of a GenBank genome assembly. NCBI's taxonomy places the organism in Eukaryota, Fungi, Ascomycota, Dothideomycetes, Dothideales, Saccotheciaceae.
AUGGCAGGCCGCAUCAUUCAACUUCUGUUUGGCCUUACGCUAUUGCUCACAACAUGUCGAGCGGCGGUCAUAGAGAAGUACUUCAACAUGACAUGGGUGAUGGCCAAUCCCGACGGAAUGCAGGAGAGAAAAGUAAUUGGUGUCAACAACACAUGGCCACUACCUGUUCUGGAGGUCAACAAGGGCGACCGACUCAUCGUUCACGUCUACAACGGUCUUGGAGACAAAUCAACGAGUAUCCACUGGCACGGAUUGUUCCAAAACUCUACGAAUGAAAUGGACGGACCUUCCAUGCAAACCCAAUGCCCAAUUGUCCCUGGGGCGUCUUUCACAUACGACUUUACUGUCGACCAAAGUGGCACUUAUUGGUAUCACUGCCAUACCGACCUUUGUUACCCAGAUGGCUACCGACAAAUGCUCCUCGUACAUGAUGAUGAUGCCUGGUUCGCGGAUCAAUACAAGGAAGAGUUUGCGGUUACUGUUAGUGACUGGUACCAUAACAUGGUUGAAGACAUCACUUUCCUCGACCUCUCUAAUACCAAGCUCUCUGUCGAGCCCAACUCUACUUACUUGCUGAGAAUCGUCAAUACCGGUGCAUUCGUCGCCCAGUACUUCUAUAUUGAGAAUCACAACUUCACAAUCGUUGAAGUGGAUGGUGUCUUUACUGAGCCUCAGGAGGCUUCGUUGUUGUACGUUGCAGUGGCGCAGCGCUACUCUAUUCUGUUCACGACAAAACCUUCGACUGCUCGCAACUAUGGUCUUGUCACCAUUGCGGAUCAGGUGCUGCUAGAUGGAGUCCCGGACACAUUGAGUCUCAACCAGACCAAUUGGCUCCAGUACAACCCCUCGGCUGCUUUUGACCCGGUCAAUGUGACUCUCAACAUUGUGGACGAGAAUCCCGCUUUUGAUGACUAUUCCCUUGUUCCAUACGACAAGGAGCCUCUGUUCGAGAACCCUAGCAAGGUCAUCAAUUUGACCGUCUCCAUGGGCAUUCUCGAGAAUGGCAAGCCAUACGCCUUUUUCAAUGACCAAACCUACACUCGUCCCAAGGUCCCCAGUCUCUACACUGCCCUCACAGCUGGUGACGAAGCCACCAACGAGGCUGUGUCGUCCUCACCAACAACGACGGAGGCAGUCNAUCCGUUCCAUUACCACGGACAUAACUUCCAGGUCGUUAGCCGUUACCCGUCCUACGGUGAGGACUUUUACUCACUGAAGGACAAUGUCAACCCCGAAGUCUUCGAUCCCAACAACCACACCGCAUUCCCUGAGUAUCCUAUGCGUCGUGAUGUCGUAGUGCUUCCACCCAUGGGAAACCUUGUCAUUCGUUUUGUUGCGAAUAACCCUGGAGUGUGGGCUUUCCAUUGUGAGUAUUCCGAGGCAGCGUCAAUUUACAAGCGAAUUAUACUAAAUCUUAAUCAGGCCNAUAUUGACUGGCACAUGCAGCAAGGUUUGGCUGCUACAUUCAUCGAAGCACCCAUCGAGAUGCAGAAAAGACUCAGUGUGCCAGACGAUCAUUUCGCUGCUUGCAAAGCCGCCGGCAUGCCUUAUGCAGGAAAUGCAGCUGCCAACACAAAAGAUCUCUUGGACCUGAGCGGCCAGAACAAACCGGCUCGUCCGGUACCUGCAGGUUUCACGGCUAGGGGCAUUGUGGCUCUGGUUUUCAGCUGCAUCGCAGCAUUUGCAGGUNACGGAAUAGCACCACUGAGUGCGAGUGAGCAAGUCUCCAUGGAGCAGAAGGUCGAAGCUUCGGCUGUUCGUACCAGCGACGAGUAA